AUGCGAAUGCAGAAGCGCGCCAAGCUUCUGGCCAAGAAGGUGCUCAUCAAGGACAUGGACGAGCACCAUGAGAACCAGCGCAGGCCCCUCGCCUUCAUAGAUUUGACCAAUGUCAGCAAAGUCGUGGACACCUCGCGGCGAGGCCUCCUCACAUUUUGGCGCGUGGAGAACACCUUCUGCCUCGUCACCGUGAGCACGGGGCGCAUCUACACCUUCCUCGCCUCCUCGCCUCAUGAAGUGGCCGAGUGGAAGGCUGUGCUGGAGCAGGGCCUGGAGGCCGUGGCCUCGGCGCCCGACGCCCUGGCUCACGCCGACUCGGAUCUGGAGGCCAGCUUCGACGAAGACUCCAUCAACUAUGGCACCAUUGCCGCUACUAUUUAA
Messenger RNA from Acanthamoeba castellanii str. Neff, 381 nucleotides. RefSeq lists its product as uncharacterized. The record is from RefSeq and is a predicted model, not a curated record. The coding region runs from base 1 to 381 and encodes 126 amino acids. The transcript has 3 exons. Lineage: Eukaryota; Discosea; Longamoebia; Acanthamoebidae.